Messenger RNA from Rangifer tarandus platyrhynchus (Svalbard reindeer), 3120 nucleotides. Lineage: Eukaryota; Metazoa; Chordata; Mammalia; Artiodactyla; Cervidae. The record is from the annotation of a GenBank genome assembly.
AUGGACAUUCCCUGCAGACUGUUACUGGGUCUCUCAGGAGGAAUAGAAUUUGAGUCUGAGAGCAAGCGAUUGCUCUAUCUAGGUUGGAAUUUGCCCUUGACAAAUAACAAGAUGAUGAGUGAUGCAAGUGACAUGUUGGCUGCAGCGCUGGAGCAGAUGGAUGGGAUUAUAGCAGGUUCUAAGGCCCUGGAAUAUUCCAAUGGGAUUUUCGAUUGCCAGUCCCCCACCUCCCCAUUCAUGGGAAGCUUGCGAGCCCUGCACCUUGUGGAAGACCUGCGCGGGUUGCUGGAGAUGAUGGAAGCAGACGAGAAGGAAGGCUUGAGGUGUCAGAUCCCGGACUCCACGGCAGAAACGCUCAUUGAGUGGCUCCAGAGUCAAAUGACGAAUGGACACCUCCCUGGGAACGGAGAUGUGUAUCAAGAAAGACUGGCCCGUUUAGAAAAUGAUAAAGAAUCCCUCGUUCUUCAGGUGAGUGUGCUGACAGACCAAGUGGAGGCUCAGGGAGAGAAGAUUCGCGAUCUGGAGUUCUGCCUUGAAGAGCACAGAGAGAAGUUGAAUGCCACAGAGGAAAUGCUGCAGCAGGAGCUUCUGAGUAGAACAUCUUUAGAAACUCAGAAGUUGGACCUGAUGGCUGAAAUAUCUAACUUAAAGUUAAAACUGACAGCUGUAGAGAAGGACAGAUUGGAUUAUGAAGAUAGGUUCAGAGACACGGAGGGCCUAAUGCAGGAGAUCAAUGAUUUGAGGUUAAGAGUCAGUGAAAUGGAAAAUGAAAGACUUCAGUAUGAGAAAAAGCUGAAAUCUACCAAGGAGGAGCUGGCAUCUCUGAAAGAACAACUGGAAGAGAAGGAAUCUGAAGUGAGAAGACUACAAGAAAAAUUGGUUUGCCAAAUGAAAGGAGAAGGGGUUGAAAUUCUUGAUCGAGAUGAAAAUUUUAAAAAGAAGCUCAAAGACAAAAAUAUUGAAGUACAAAAAAUGAAAAAGGCCGUGGAGUCUUUGAUGGCAGCAAAUGAAGAAAAGGAUCGGAAAAUAGAAGAUCUUCGACAGUGCCUGAACAGGUACAAGAAAAUGCAAGAAACAGUGGUUUUGGCUCCAGGUAAAAAAGGCCAAGAUGGCGACUUGGAAGACCUGCUUCCGUCCGGCUCCUUCUCCGCUCUGCUGGACCCGCAGGCCUUCAGUGAUCUGGAGAAAAACCUGUCGCUGACGCCAGUAAGGGGCUCUCCCAGUCAUGACCCAUUUAACACAAGUGCUCCAGAAGAGUUCAACACAAGCAUCUUGCAAGUUUCAAUGCCUUCAUUAUUGCCAGCAUCUAAAGGCUUGGAAACUUCUGAAAAAGCAAAAUUGCCUUCUAAGCCAGAGACUCCAUUUGAGGAGAGUGAUGGAAUUGGUUCUGCUGCUGAAGCUCAACUGUGUGACGGUCUUGCAACUUCAAGUUUGCAGAAAUCUAGCAGUCUGGGCAAUCUGAAGAAAGAGUCAUCGGACGGGGAGAAGGAGUCUAUUCCAAAGCCUUCAGAAGAUAAAGCUCCGGUAGAGAGCAGUCCCUUUGGGACCCUGCCUCCCAAAGUUCCAGGACAUGAUGCCUCCGGGGAUGACAAUCCCUUUGGCACUCGGAAAGCCAGAUCUUCCUUUGGUCGUGGUUUUUUUAAAAUUAAAAGUAACAAGAGGACAGCAAGCGCGCCAAACUUGGAUCGUAAACGAAGUGCCAGUGCACCCACCUUAGCUGAAACGGAAAAGGAGACACCCGAGCAUUUAGAUCUGGCUGGUGUAUCUUCUCGGCCGAAAAAUUCCCAGGGAAGUAGUCCCUUCCAGAUGUCUCCACCAUCUCCAGAUUCCAAGAAGAAAUCCCGGGGUAUUAUGAGACUCUUCGGAAAACUUAGGAGAAGUCAGUCCACUACAUUCAACCCAGAUGACAUGUCUGAGUCUGAAUUCAAAAGAGGAGGGACAAGGGCAACUGCGGGGCCCCGAUUGGGUUGGUCUCGUGAUUUGGGACAGUCUAACAGUGACUUGGAUAUGCCAUUUGCCAAGUGGACCAAGGAUCAGGUUUGCAGUUGGCUGGUGGAACAGGGUUUGGGGUCCUACCUGAAUUCUGGCAAGCACUGGAUUGCAUCUGGCCAGACACUUUUGCAGGCUUCUCAACAAGACCUAGAGAAGGAGCUUGGAAUCAAGCAUUCCCUUCAUCGAAAGAAACUCCAGCUGGCACUGCAAGCCCUGGGAUCUGAAGAAGAAACCAAUCAUGGAAAGCUGGAUUUCAACUGGGUCACUAGAUGGUUGGAUGAUAUUGGCCUCCCCCAGUACAAGACCCAGUUUGAUGAAGGACGGGUAGAUGGUCGAAUGCUUCAUUACAUGACUGUUGAUGACUUACUGUCUUUGAAGGUUGUGAGUGUGCUGCACCAUCUCAGUAUCAAAAGGGCCAUCCAGGUCCUAAGGAUCAAUAACUUUGAGCCAAACUGUCUACGGAGGCGACCCUCUGAUGAGAACAGCAUCACCCCAUCAGAAGUUCAGCAGUGGACCAAUCAUCGAGUGAUGGAGUGGCUGCGCUCUGUGGACCUGGCGGAAUAUGCCCCCAACCUCAGAGGCAGUGGUGUCCAUGGUGGGCUCAUGGUUCUAGAACCUCGUUUUAAUGUAGAAACAAUGGCUCAGUUACUGAACAUCCCACCAAGUAAGACCCUGUUGCGAAGACACCUGGCCACUCACUUCAACCUUCUGAUCGGUGCGGAGGCCCAGCGCCAAAAGCGGGACGCCAUGGAGUUACCAGAUUACGUGCUUCUAACCGCAACUGCCAAAGUGAAGCCAAAGAAGCUUACCUUCAGCAAUUUUGGGAACCUGAGAAAGAAGAAACAGGAAGAUGGGGAGGAAUAUGUUUGUCCGAUGGAGUUGGGACAGGCAUCAGGAGGGACAUCUAAGAAAGGAUUUAAGCCUGGUUUGGAUGUACACCUGUAUGAUGAGGAUGACCUGGACCGAUUAGAGCAGAUGGAAGACUCAGAAGGGACAGUGAGACAGAUAGGUGCAUUCUCUGAGGGCAUCAACAACCUGACUCACAUGUUAAAGGAAGAUGACAUGUUUAAAGAUUUCGCUGCCCGUUCCCCCAGUGCCAGCAUCACUGAUGAAGACUCAAACGUCUGA